GGUAUCAUGAGCACCACCGUGAAGAGCCUGAUAACGAAGGAGGUGUGGCUGCCGCAGUCUGGAUGGUGUCUUGAGAUAAAUGUCCUUCAUCGAUUGUAUAAUUAAGGAAGAGAUCCCAAGGUUGCUCCGGGUCAGUGUGCUCCCUCAUGGGCGAAUUCGGCAUCAGGCGAUUUCUUUUAUUUUGCAUCAGGUUCUUUCUCCACCCACUUCCAUGUUCCUCACGAUUACCUAUUCUGCAGGCUCAAGGAGCGAAAGAGCAGAAUCGAUCUCUCCGAUGGCACCCUUCUCGAAUACAUCAAGCCGAUACGACCCCUGAUAACUUGAUCUUGGAGCAGUGUGGAGGUCUUCACAUGACUACUGUAUUUAGCUUGAGUCUCGCUAUUACAUUGAAGGUCUCUUAACUGUAUUAUGAAGGUUCACUCUAUCUCUUGCUAAAUCGCUCUCCGAUACAGU
Messenger RNA from Cucurbitaria berberidis CBS 394.84, 453 nucleotides. RefSeq lists its product as uncharacterized. Lineage: Eukaryota; Fungi; Ascomycota; Dothideomycetes; Pleosporales; Cucurbitariaceae. The transcript has a single exon. Bases 147 to 401 code for a protein of 84 amino acids. The record is from RefSeq and is a predicted model, not a curated record.